AUGCUGGCAGCAUAUGAAGGCGCGGUAUUCGCAACCAGGAACAUGGGUAGACGGAAAGAAGUGUUGAAAAAGAAGUCCGCUACCGUAUCCGGUGCAUGUCGGCCGCGUUGCGCCGCGUCGCGUGCCAACUUCACGUUUAUCAAGGUCAGUGCCGCUGAACCGCGUAUUGCUGCCACGCUGGGUCCUGUCGAUCUUCUUCGAUUCUCUUUGAGUUCCUAG
This is a messenger RNA of Strongylus vulgaris, 219 nucleotides long. The record is from the annotation of a GenBank genome assembly. NCBI's taxonomy places the organism in Eukaryota, Metazoa, Nematoda, Chromadorea, Rhabditida, Strongylidae.